Messenger RNA from Drosophila innubila, 1265 nucleotides. RefSeq names its product RNA-binding protein cabeza-like. Lineage: Eukaryota; Metazoa; Arthropoda; Insecta; Diptera; Drosophilidae. The record is from RefSeq and is a predicted model, not a curated record. The coding region runs from base 96 to 1265 and encodes 389 amino acids. The transcript is spliced from 3 exons.
UUGAUGGAGAGUCGCGCAAAACUGUGCACAAGGGUCGCUGGGAUAAGGUAUACGAGAUCUGUUUGAAUAGCCUGGGUGCACUGGAAGAUAUUGCCAUGAAGCGACGUCGCAAUUACAUCCUCGAUCAGACGAAUGCACAUGCCUCGGUCCAGAGACGUAAAAUGAAAGGUUUUAUCGACUUCAAGCGUAUUGCGGUUGUUUGCAUACCCGGCGAAGAUGAAUUGAAACGCCGCAUCGCCGAAAAAGAGGAAAAGGGAAAUGCUUUUACAGUUAAAGAAUCAACACUAAAUAACUUACGAGCGAAUUUCACAUUGCCCUCGCUGGAGUUUGGAUGGUUCGAUGACAUCAUCUACACGGAGCUGAGCGGUGACGAGGCCAAGGCUGAGGUCAAGAAAUACAAUGAGAAGGGCAAGAAGGCCACCGAUGCGGACAGAUCGCGGGACAAGCGAUCCCGAGGAGGACGCGAUAACUAUCGCCGUGACGAUCGGCAUCGCAAUCGCAACUUUGACGAUAGACGUCGUGAUCACGCUGGUGGAGGUGGUCAGCGGCACGAGAGUCGUUGGAGUGACUCGAGACGCGGCGGCGGAGGCGCUGGCGGUGGCAGCUACUCCAGUGGCAGCGGAGGAGGCGGCGGUGGUGGUGGAGGUGGCAGUCGCGGUUAUGAUAAUCGCAAUCGCAACUAUGGCAGUGGUGGUGGAGGUGGCGGUGGCCAACAGAAUUGGAUGCAAAACAAUCGCAGAAGCGGCUACGAUGAUCGCGGCUAUGGCGGUGGUGGUGGUGGAGGAGGCGGCGGCGGUGGCGGUGGCAGUCGUGGCUAUGAUAAUCGCAAUCGCGCCUAUGGAGGCAGCGGUGGUGGAGGCGGCAGCGGAGGUGGUGGUGGUGGCCAACAGAAUUGGAUGCAAAACAAUCGUCGAAGUGGCUACGAUGACCGCGGCUAUGGCGGUGGCGGCAGCUCGCGAGAUUAUCGCGAUCGAGAUCGUGGCGGCAAUGAUCGCAAUCGCAUGGGCAGCAACGAUCGCAAUCGGGGCAGCAGCCAGAGCAGCUAUCGCUCCGGUGGUGGCAAUCAUCAACAACGGGAUUUUCGGCAUGGCCACCGCGACACCAAAGAAGAUAGUCGCGGUGGCUAUGAGCGGUCAGCUGCACAAGUGCUGCCCAAAUAUGGCAAUAACUCGUCCCAAGCUGGCUACGAUCAGUACAAGCAUCAGUCGAGUGGCGGCCAACAACACGGCUCCAAAGUAAGCCUAUCUAUAAUAUUUAUAUAUUAA